AUGGCAAAGUCAACAGCACUGGCGACGACGGCUGACGCCUCGAUCCCGUUUAACCCGGAUCAGACGCUCAAAGCUAGCAAAGCGCUUGUUGCGCACAUCAAGAAGUCCGCCGCGGAACCUCGUGAAGACGGCAAGCAGAACCUGCUCGCGACCGAGGAGUCCACAAUUGCUGAGACACCCAUCUGGCUUACUCUUACUACCAAGAAGCACAUCCAUGACUCGCAUCGCCUACAGCCAGGGAAAAUUGUGCUUCAUAACCCCCUCAACACCGGCGAAGAGCUUAGCGUCUGCCUAAUAACAGCCGACCCCCAGCGGUGGUACAAGAAUGCGGUAGCUGACGAGUUCCCGGAGGAGCUACGGGCCAAGAUCGGGCGGGUAAUCGACAUCAGCCAUCUCCGGGCCAAAUUCAAGGCCUACGAGGCGCAGCGCAAGCUAUUCGCCGAACACGACGUUUUCCUCGCCGACGACCGCAUCAUCAACCGCCUCCCCAAGGCUCUCGGCAAGAGCUUCUACAAGACGACCGUCAAGCGGCCGAUCCCCGUGGUCCUGAUGGCGGCGCGGGAUAAAGUCGACGGCAAGCGGGUGCCGGCGCCCAAGGGCAAGAAGGCGAAGCGCGACCCGGUGGAAAAUGUCAAUGCCCGGCCGAUCCCGCAGAUCGUGGCGGAGGUGGAGAAGGCGAUUGGCGCUGCGCUGGUGCAUCUCAGUCCGACGACCAACACGGCUGUUAAGGUUGGGUAUGCUAGCUGGGAACCGGAAAAGAUUGCGGAGAAUGUCGAUACCGUGGCGCGUGAACUGGUCGAGCGGUUUGUCCCGCAGAAGUGGCAGAACGUGCGCAACGUGUACAUCAAGGGCCCCUCCACGGCUGCGCUGCCCGUGUACCAGACGGAUGAGUUGUGGCUGGAUGAUUCCAAGGUAGUGGCCGAGGGUCAGCAGCCGGGCAGUGCGCUUCCGGGGAAGAACCAGAAGGCGAUUGGAGAGAAACCCAACGUUGGGCGGAAGCGCAAGUCACUGGGUGGAGAGUCAGAGCCGGUGGCGGCGGACGAGACGGAGAAGGUGCUUGUGAAGGAGGACCGGCCGACGAAGAAGGCGAAGAAGGCGGUGCCGGAGAGCAAUGACGACAAAUUGGACAAGGAGAUUGCGGAGCGCAAGGCGAAGUUGAAGAAGCAGAAGAAGGCGGCGGCGCGCAAGGUUGAGGCUUGA
Molecule: messenger RNA, 1200 nt
Organism: Dichotomopilus funicola
Lineage: Eukaryota; Fungi; Ascomycota; Sordariomycetes; Sordariales; Chaetomiaceae
Product: ribosomal protein L1p/L10e family-domain-containing protein
Exons: 2
Coding region: 1-1200 (399 amino acids)
Biological process (GO): maturation of LSU-rRNA
Cellular component (GO): cytosolic large ribosomal subunit; 90S preribosome
Molecular function (GO): RNA binding
Source: RefSeq, a predicted model, not a curated record